Molecule: messenger RNA, 919 nt
Organism: Bursaphelenchus okinawaensis
Lineage: Eukaryota; Metazoa; Nematoda; Chromadorea; Rhabditida; Aphelenchoididae
Source: the annotation of a GenBank genome assembly
AUGAAGACGAAACGAGCGAAGAAGGCUCAGAAGAUACUCAAAUUCUUUCAUUUCAACUACAAAUUUAACGAGCCGUACAAUGUUGUCAUGGAUGGUACCUUCUUUCAAGCUGCCCACACCAAUAAGAUCAACUUGAGAGAACAAGUACCAAAGUACUUGGGGGCUCCCGCUGAGUUAUAUACGACUAAGUGUGUUCUUAAGGAGUUUGGUAAGCUAAUGAAUGAUUAUAUUAGGCAAAAUUUUAAAUUUGUUACCUAAAAUUCAAAAAGAUUGGCAUUUUUUUAUGAAAAACAAAAAAAUUUUUAAAAAUGCGAUAUUUAAUUUUUUAGAAGCCCUUGGAAAAGCGGUAGGAGGAGGUUACAAUGUGGCUAAGAAUUACGAAGUUCUCUACUGUCCUCAUGAUAAGCCUAAACAAGCGGCCAAAUGCAUAAAAUACUUGGCCAACAAGUCCAAAAAGCCAGGCCAACGCAAAUUAAUGGUCGCUUCACAAGACGAAGAACUACUAUUUGAAUUACGUGAUCUAGGGGGAAUACCGUUAAUUGGAAUCAAGUUUCAUACUGUAUUAUUGGAGCAGGUAUGGUAAUAUAAUUUUUUUAAAUUUCUGAUUAUUUAGCCCUCAAAAGCAAGCCUAAACACAGAAGGCGAGAAGCCGGUGGAGCUGGAGAGAGCACAAGAGCUGAAAAAACAAGUUUUGGGUGCUCCAGAAGUCAAGAAAAAGAAGAAGAAAAAGGGUGUGAAUCCGUUGGCGUGCCUAAAGAAGAAGUCCAAGCAUUUGGAGCAGAAGCCAAUACCUGUUGUCGAGAAGAAGAAGCCGGCUAGAAGGAGAAAGAAGACAAAAUCAACUGAAAAUGGCAAAACUUCGGGAGAAAACGAUCAAAAUUCGAAGGAAAAUAGUCAAAAAGUCGAUGGAAAUUCAUGA